CACCCAGAAAAUACAUUUGAUUCCGCGAAACCAGUUUCACUUUUCUCCCAGCUUUAUCCACAUGCCGCCGGACACAACGAAAGGCAAGUUAAAGCGCAAGUCCAGUCGCAGGGAGGGAGAAGACUUCCGUUUCGACGGUGGCCACGCGCGCGAGAUCGAGCAGAAAAGGAAUAAUGGGCAGAUCUCUUGCGCCGAGUGUAGGAGGCUCAAGAUAAAGUGUGACAAGCAGAUUCCAUGCCAGUCGUGUCAGAGACGAGGUUGUGCUGCUUUAUGUCCCAAUGGCAGCUUGGCUACUGGUCAGGGAACUCGCUUUGUUCUGGCGGCAACGGAGCAUCUUCACCGCCAAAUAGCCAAUAUGAGUGGUCGUAUUCGGCAAUUAGAAGACGCGCUUGGACUCCUCCAGUCACAGCAUUCAACAGAACCCCACCCCCUCCUUCGCGACGACCUUCGUGGCGCGGAUCAAAAGGAUGAAUAUAACUCCAUUGCUCAGCCUGGAGAUAACGCUGCGGGACCGUCGAAUCCUCCAGAGAUUCUAGAUGCAUUUGGAACACUUUCCAUCACUGAUCACGGCAUAUCGCGCUUUUUCGGCCCCACAGGCGGAUCUGAGUGUUUAUUGAUGUCGGAUAAAAUCGCACAAAAUGAGUAUACGGAUGCCUCUAGUCCUGAUUCUGGAAGGGAUUCAAUGAGCCCCGGGUUGCCACAAGAAUUUCGGAUGUUUUCGCAGGCCUUCCCUUUCACCCCUAUGGGCCCAGUAGCAGCUGUUCAAGAGCUGAUAGAAAGCCAUCUGCCAUCUUGGGAUCGGGCCAAAUACCUCGCUCAGACUUAUCUCGAGCAAGCUGCCUGGCUGUUCCGCAGCGUGUCUCAAGAACAAGUUAUGGAUGAGUUACUUCCGAUAUAUUACUCAAAUAACGCUGCGACCCCGCCGGAAGAACCCAAAGGAGCUCACGAUCUUGGUCUUCUUUUGCUUGUUUUUGCUGUCGGAGCUCUCGUGGAUCUUGCACAGGAAGCGUCCAACCCGGAGGCUGAGCACUACCAUCAACUUGCCCGUGCUGCCAUCUGUUUGCAGCCAGUCUUGGAAAAGCCCUCCUUGAUUACUAUUCAGGCACUUCAUUUGUUGAGUAUCUACAACGCUAUGAGCGGCAAUGAACUCGCCGCCAAAGAGACCAGCAUGGAGACGACAUGGUCAUUGCUUAUCCUGGCCGCGCAUCUUUCCCAAACUAUUGGUCUUCAUCGGGAUAGUGCAAAGUGGGGUCUUCCUGCCAAAGUCGUACAAAGGCGGCGCAUUCUCUUUUGGGAUCUCUUUGUUGCUGAUGCAUGGAAUAGCUUAAACACCGGACGCCCGCCGAGUUUCUCCUUGCCUUACGUGGACUGCCGUUUCCCUGAGGCAGCUUCGGCCGGAAACGAUGGAGAUUCUGACCAUCACGCAGAAUUUGCGUUAUGGGGUAUCAAGUAUGCGGCUGAGUGUGUCGCUGAAGUUGCUACGCGCACAUUGACGGCUGAAGCGCCGAGUUAUGCGGUUAUCAUGGAAAUCGAUCGCAAAGUUCGCGAGUUUCCGAUCCCUGAUCCUGCCGCUCUAAUUGCCUCUUCGGCGUCCGGUACCUCGCCACCUCCAAUUACUGAGGAACCAUUGAGCCAUUCGGAGUCAAUGGGCCGUCUUUUGAUGUCUCACUCUCGGGAAACCCUACUACUUUACAUUCACCGCAGUUUCUUUGCGCAGGCUAUCAUCGAGAACUCUGUGAAUCCGUUAAAGAGUGCUUAUGCACCAUCAUUCCUGGCUGCUUACCGGGCGUCUCAGACGAUACUGAGAACCAUCCAGCAAGCGUUUCAGGAAUAUCCUAGUCUAUGUUCUCGCUUUUGGACUGUAUGGACUUUCGCAUUUUCUGCUGCUAUCGUCUUUGGGACAAUUGUCACCCGAGGUCCACAAUCUCCACUGGCGUCUAAUGCUAUGAAGGAACUGGAUGACGCCUGCCGUCUUUUCUCAAAAGCAGCUGCACAUAGCAGACGUGCUGCUCAAGCUCUGCCAAUCCUUACGAAACUGAGCGAAAAGGCCCACGCAGCCCUUGCUGCUGCUCUGAACGAACGGCCAUCACAACAGCUUGGGCAGCAAUGGAGCGUAAAAGUGGAGCAAGACGACGAUGAACUCGAAAUCUUUGCUGGAAGAACUAGAUUCGUUUCAACGAAGCGAGCUUCAGGACUGCCUGUAGACUAUCCGGAGGCAUCUGCAUCUGCGUCGUCUUCUUCUAAUAGCAACACAUAUCUAGUAGCAGGUUCCACCGAGCAACAAACCGCGCAAUUAUAUCACCCGGAGCCUACGGCUGACUGGGUUCAUUCGGCUUCGAACCGUGGUAGUCGUUAUGAUAUGCAUCAUUCGGACAAUUCCGGUACACCUAGUGCAAGCACUAGCGUUCCGACCCAGCUAUGGCGACAGCCCCAGAGUUCUGAUUAUGCAUAUGCUCCCCAGCAUCAUGUAUCUCAUUCAGCUGCACCACAUGCGCACCCUGCGCACCAUGCCUCCACGCCUGUUGCAGGUUCAUCUACCUAUCACUGGAACCCACCGAGUGAAACCUCUCAGCAAUAUGGUCAGCCUCCGCUUGCAGCUCCUCACCCCCAGUCGCACGCUUUCCAGUACAACUCGCCUUCUACGGCCCCAUACCAUGGUCAACAAUCUCGGCCGAUACCUUCGGAGCUCGCUGGACUCGGCCUGGUAUCACAAGAUUCAAGACUUGAUGAGCGGUGGACGUCCUUUAUGCGGGAUUCUGGUUAUUUCGAUGGUGUUGGGUACAGAACGCAGUGAAACGAAGCGCGGAUGACUUUCGUUUUUCGUUUUUCUAUUCCUAUGUUGUUAUACAUAAAGCCUUUUGUAACGAGACGAUCUCAGAGGCGCUGCUAAUGCAACUGC
Molecule: messenger RNA, 2899 nt
Organism: Suillus clintonianus
Lineage: Eukaryota; Fungi; Basidiomycota; Agaricomycetes; Boletales; Suillaceae
Product: fungal-specific transcription factor domain-containing protein
Exons: 15
Coding region: 62-2794 (910 amino acids)
Biological process (GO): DNA-templated transcription; regulation of DNA-templated transcription
Molecular function (GO): DNA binding; DNA-binding transcription factor activity, RNA polymerase II-specific; zinc ion binding
Source: RefSeq, a predicted model, not a curated record